Molecule: messenger RNA, 2682 nt
Organism: Stylophora pistillata
Lineage: Eukaryota; Metazoa; Cnidaria; Anthozoa; Scleractinia; Pocilloporidae
Molecular function (GO): protein binding
Source: RefSeq, a predicted model, not a curated record
ACUUCGAAUGUGGAUGAAUUGUGAGACCAUCCCAGACCCUCAUCCUAAACGAGAGACAUCAAGGACGGUAACUAUAGCCUCUCAAGGUACCCAGGCUUGUGUUGAGGAGCUGGGAGUUACUGGAACCUCAGAAAGAACGGAUCUAGACACACAGGAUACCCAGGCAGGAAGCCACGAAAGGGUAGUUACUGGAGUAAAGCGUAAGGCGGUGGAGCCUGUUAUAUCCGCUGGUCUACAACGAGCAGGAAGGUCAGAAAACGUCGAAGAAGCAGGUGUUGGAAGCGAUGUUGUACCCAACUCACAACGAGUUAUGAAUUUCAUCGCACACAAGUACUUUCAGACAGUUGACACAACCAAACCAGAGGAACUGAGUGCUUUUCUACAGUAUUUAAGAGAGGUACGCAAAGUUCUGGUCCUGGAUUCUCAGACAGGAAGUUUGAUAUUAACAGUACUAUGUACUUCACUGGAGAUACUGGACGCCCUGUGGUAUGACUAUUGCACAGGUCACCUGAAUGAUAUGGCACAGAAAUAUCUUGUGACAAAGGACYUUCUGAAGGAGUUUGACCUUAUUGAGGUGAAUAUGACGACAACUAUUCAGAUGGAGGAUUACAUGGCGGCACGAAAGUGUUUUUUGCAGGGUUCAGAUUAUGGUCCAUUUGGCAUGAAUAGUAGCAGAAGUAUGGAAAUCGGCCGAGACUCAACAUCCUUGGAAAAUCUCGACGAUAUCCCACGAGGACCACUCGAAAAAGGUUCAGUUAGCUUACCGCAGAGUCACCCGGAAGGAGGUCUUCGAGGUGGCGUGCAAAUCUUUUUGACAUUACCCAUUGGAAAAACGAUCACUUUGCAAGUGAAACCCUCAGACCCGGUCGAGAGUGUGAAAGCUUUUAUUCAACACAAAGAAGGAAUCCCACUGAUUCAGCAACGUCUGCUCUAUGCCGGUAAACAACUUGAAGAUGGCCGUACUUUAGGUAGCUACAAUGUUCAGAGGGAAUCAAGUUUACACUUACUUGUAAAAAUUGGUAGUGCCAUGCAAGUCUUUGUGAAAACAUGUACUGGAAAGACGAUCACUUUGGAAGUGAAACCCUCAGACACCAUAGAGAGGCUGAAAGAGAAAAUUCAAGACAAAGAAGGACUGCCACCUGAUCAGCAAUGUUUGGUCUGGUCUGGUAAGCAACUUGAAGAUGGCCGUACCUUCAGUGACUACAAUAUCCACAGAGACGCGACCUUGCACUUAACUUUUAAUAGUGGUAUGCAAAUCUUUGUGAAAACACUGACUAUGAAGACGAUAACUUUAGAUGUAAAACCCUCAGACUCCACAGAGAAUGUGAAAACGAAAAUUCAAGACAAAGAAGGGAUCCCAGCGGGUCAGCAAGGUCUCGUCUAUCGUGGCAAGCUACUUAAAGAUAACCGUACUUUGAAGGACUACAACAUUCAGGAGAAAUCGACUUUACACUUAAUUAGAAUACUAUGCAGUCUUCAUAUCACGGUGUAGUUUCCCAGUGGAAGGAAGAGAUCUUUAGAUGUCUCACCAAGAGAUAAUUUUGAGAGCGUGAAAAAAAUAAUCCAUGAUAGAGAAGGGAUUCCCAUUAAUCAACAACGCCUUAGCUUUGCUGGAAAAGAUCACCUUCCUCUGAGUGAAUACCACAAUCAGACUGAAUUUACCUUACGACUGGAUGUGAAACAUCAGAGUAAUAGGCUUCAUCUGAAGACACAAUCUGGAAAGAUGACGAUCACAAUGGACACUGUAUCGGGAGAUAACAUCCGGGACGUUAAAAGGAGAAUAACAGAAGAGAUGGGAACACCGGCAAAUCAGCUACAACUCAUGUUUGACAACCAGGAACUUAAAGCUGAACAGUGCAGUUUGGAAAGCUACCACAUCACUAGAGAUUCAGCCGUCGAACUUGUUAUCAGAAGAAAACAUUUUAUCAAAAUACACUCUCACGUAUAGAAGCAGAACGGUUUUAAAAUCGUAAGAGAUGCAUAACCGGAGGAUAACUUCACAAAUAUAAAAGGGAAAAUUAAGGACAUAACAACAACACCGGUAAAAGAGCAAGUGAUCAUUUUUGAUGACAGAAUAUUCGAAGGUGACAACAAACUGAGCGAUUUUGAUAUAGAGCAUGAAUUCGCGCUGUCUUUGAUCACACUUCCGACACUCACAACAAUUGCACCGUAAGUUGAUUGGAUUAAGCUCACCAAAAAUCCUAAAUUACGGUGCCACAUUUUGGAGGACAACGAGAUUUUACCUGAUAUCACCGGUACCCCAACCUGGAAACGAGAGUGGAAUGAGUUAAACGCGAUGUUUCAUGAUCAUUGAACCCAUUCAGCUCGUUAGAUAAAUGUGAUCAUGAAGAUAGCGCUGAUCAGGGAACAAUUUUUGAGCCUGCAUUUAGUUCCGAGAUAGCCAAUCAAUAUGGGAUAGUUUCUUGCAUGUAGUUAAGAUCGUGACUCAAAUAGAUAUUUCAAAUCAGUUUCCGAGUGAGGACUGGAACUUAUCAUUUAUCACUCGGUAAAGGUCCAUAAUAUAGACGGAAAUAAUAGGCUCCAAUCCUUACUCGGAAACCUGAUCUAGGUCACGACCUCGUAGUUAAGCUGUUGUGACAGGAAACAUUUUAACUACCAUGGGAGGGGGAUGUUCGGAGGUUUCUGGUUGUGUCUUAAUAAAUUAUCUGAUCCCCUCCAUAA